Medicago truncatula (barrel medic) is the source of this 1359-nucleotide messenger RNA. RefSeq lists its product as uncharacterized. The transcript has 4 exons. Bases 1 to 1359 code for a protein of 452 amino acids. The record is from RefSeq and is a predicted model, not a curated record. Lineage: Eukaryota; Viridiplantae; Streptophyta; Magnoliopsida; Fabales; Fabaceae. Gene Ontology annotation, molecular function: protein dimerization activity.
AUGAAUACUUGGAAUGAAUUGAGAAUGAGAUUUGAUAAAAAUCAGACAAUUGAUAAACACUUGCAAGAAGAAAUUGUGAAAGAGAAAGAGCGUUGGAGACUAGUUUUACGUAGAAUAGUUUCAGUUGUGAAAUGUCUUGCUAAGAAUGAUCUUGCAUUUCGAGGAUCCAAAGAAAAAUUAAGUCAAGAUAGUAAUGGUAAUUUUCUUGGAUUAAUUGAAAUGAUUGCGGAAUUUGAUUUGGUAAUGCAAGAUCAUGUGAGACGCGCUGAGAAUCGUGAAAUUCAUAAACAUUAUCUUGGACAUAAAAUUCAAAAUGAAUUUAUUUUACUUUUGUCACAAAGUAUUGAGGAGUUCUUUUUAGGAUUUUUAAAGGUUGAUGAUACAUCCGGGUUAGGACUUUUUAAUGAAUUACUAAAUGUUUUAAAGACUCUUGAUCUCAAUGUUGAUGAUGUGAGGGGGCAAGAUAAUGUUCCCGAUUUAACUUUGAAAUAUUUGUCUAAUACUCGUUGGGAAAGUCGAAUUAAGAGUGUCAAAGCCAUUAGAUUUCAAUGUCCCCAAAUAAGAUUGGCUUUGUCGGAAUUAUAUGAAUCUUGUGAUAAUGAUGCAAAGACAAAGAGUGAGGCGGAGAGUUUGAUUAAUGCACUAGAAAAUUUUGAAUUUUUGCUUGGUUUUACAAAAACUAUUGAUCUUGCUAAAAGUGUUGCUCUUGAAAUGAAUGUUGAGCCCAUCUUUCAAACAAAACGUCGUGUGAUUAAAAAAAUAUAUUUUGGAGAGACUAAUGAGGAACAUGAAAACCAAUCACAGGAAGAAUCAUUUAGAGUUAACUAUUUUCUUGUUGUUGUUGAUAUGGCAAUUACUUCUUUGAAAACUAGAUUUGAAGAAUUGAAGACAUUUGAGAGUGUCUUUGGGUUUUUGUAUGAUUCACAGAAGUUAAUGUUUUUGGAUGAUAAUGAGUUGAAUGAAUGUUGUGUUAAAUUUCACUCAACUUUUUCUUAUGGCGAUUUAUCAGAUGUUGAUGUUCACGAUCUUUUCUCAGAAUUAAAAGUGUUACAAUGCACUUUGCCGACUGAAACAAUGAAUGCCUUGGAUAUUCUUAAAUUUGUCAGACUUGCAGAUUGUUAUCCAAAUGUAGCAAUUGCUUACAGAGUUUUAUUGACGGUGCCCGUGACUGUAGCAUCAGCAGAGAGAAGUUUUUCAAAAUUGAAGUUGAUUAAAACCUACUUGAGGUCAUCAAUGUCACAAGAUAGAUUGAACGGUUUGGCUACUUUGUCAAUUGAGAAGGAAAUGUUGAAGAAUAUUGAUGUUGAUGUCAUUAUAAAUGAUUUUGCAUCUCAAAAGGCUCGAAAAAGCAACUUUUAA